Dioscorea cayenensis subsp. rotundata (Guinea yam) is the source of this 2394-nucleotide messenger RNA. Its product is annotated as transcription termination factor MTEF18, mitochondrial-like. Lineage: Eukaryota; Viridiplantae; Streptophyta; Magnoliopsida; Dioscoreales; Dioscoreaceae. The record is from RefSeq and is a predicted model, not a curated record. Gene Ontology annotation, biological process: regulation of DNA-templated transcription. Gene Ontology annotation, molecular function: double-stranded DNA binding. Bases 153 to 2165 code for a protein of 670 amino acids. The transcript has 2 exons.
AAAAGGUUGGAACUUGGGUGCUUUAUUCGUGAAGCCCCUUUGAAACCUCAGAACUGGUUAUUAGGGUUUUAGCUUGCUUUCAAACUCCCAAAACUGAUAAAAAUGAUUGGAUUUUCAGAAGACUGGGGCUUUAAAGCUUGGAUUUUGGAGAAAUGAUGAGCAGCAGGCUUCUCUCAAGCAUAAGUAUUUACAAGAUGGCUUCUCAGAUUAGUGUGCCUUUGAUUUCUUACGUUCUGUGUGGGAGAAUUCCUGUCUCGCAGCCUAAAAACCAGUUUUUUCACAGAAAAAUUGGCACUUGUGUUGUGUCUGAAUGUGUUCAUAGAUGCUCAUAUUUUGAUUCACAAAAAAUUGGGUUGUUCUCGGGAGCUAGCAUUGCAAAAUUACAGAAAAAUGUGACCUUGUUUGCAGAAAGAUGCUUUGAUUGCAGUUCUUUUUGCGUGAAAAUUAGGAAUGUUGCUGUUUCUGGGACACUGAUGAAUAUGCAUAGAAAACGGUAUUUUUCAAGCACUAGUAUUGCUCAGAUUAAUGGGCAUGCUGUAAUUUUGGAUGCAAACUUGGCUAUUGAUGGUCAGUCAGUUUCGCGCAUCUCUCGCAGCGAUCGCAUUGAUGCACAGAAUGCACUUUUUGACUAUUUGCACAGCACUAGGAGCUUGAAUUUCACUGAUGCUGAACACAUGAGCAAGAACUCUCCUGUUUUCCUUCAGAAACUCACAGCAAAAUUGGAGAAUGAGCAAGACAUGGGCCGGUCACUCAGCAAGUUCCUUUGCUUCAAUCCUAUUAAUGAGUUCGAGCCAUUCUUUGAGAGUCUGGGUUUGAAGCCGUCUGAGUUCCAUCCCUUGCUCCCCCGCAAUUUGAUUUUUCUGACUGAUGAUGGUGCCUUGCUUGAGAAUUACCAUGUUCUUUGCAAUUACGGGGUUCCUCGUAGCAAGAUUGGUAAAAUGUACUGGGAAGCCAUGGAGAUAUUUAGAUAUGAUUCCGGUGUAAUGUCUCUGAAGCUUCAGGCUUAUGAAGAGCUCGGCCUGAGCAGGCCUACCAUUAUUAAGUUGGUCACAUGCUGCCCCACACUUCUAAUUGGUGAUGUCAAUGUGGAAUUUCUAUGUGUCGUUGAUAAAUUAAAGACAUUUGGCAUUGAGCUGGAUUGGCUGAGGGGAUGCUUAUCAGAUAAGAGUUUGUACAAUUGGAAUAGGAUCCUUGAAAUGCUCGACUUUUUGGAUAGGAUGUGUUGUGGGAAGAAGGAAUUGGCUAGCCUGAUGCGUGAAAAUCCGAGGUUUGUCUUUGAUGAUUCUGGAAAAAAGAUCUAUGUCUUGGUCGCUAUGUUACUGAAAUUGGGUCUCAGCAGCAAUAUGAUUUUAAAUUUGUUUGUGCAAUACCCGCGGAUUCUAGCUGGGAAGUUCACAAAGUAUUUGCUGCAAUCUGUGCAGUUCUUAUCUGAGAUUGGGAUGGAGAACAAGGACAUUGCUAGAAUCAUUUCUACUCAUCCCCAAGUCUUUGGGACUUGCACUUGUAGGAAAAGCAAGGUUGUUUUGGAGAGCUCAAACCUGACAGCUGAAAGAUUAUGUGAGAUCAUAAUUGAAGAUCCAUCACAGUUCAGUAAUUUGGCUUGCAGAAAGAAGGUGACAGAUGCAAAUAAACCAAGAGUGGAAGGAAGUUAUCUUCAGGAGAAGACUAAUUUCUUGUUGAAAUUAGGGUUUGUGGAGAACUCAGAUGAAAUGGCGAAGGCACUGAGCAAGUUUCGAGGGAGAGGGGAUCAACUUCAGGAGAGAUUCGACUGCCUGGUCAAUGUUGGACUGGACUGCCACACAGUGUCAGAAAUGGUUAAACUUGCUCCUCCAUUGCUCAAUCAGUCCACGGAUGUUAUUGAAAAGAAAAUCAAUUGUCUUUUGAAUGAUUUGGGAUAUCCUCUUGAGGCACUUACUGCCUUUCCGACAUUCCUUUGUUACAAUUUGGAGAAGAUAAAGCUUAGAUUUUCCAUGUACAGAUGGCUUAAGAAGCAUGGGAUAGUAAGACCCACCAAAAACCGGAAAAUUGUCAAUUCGAAAGUGGCCUUGAGUACCAUUCUUGCAUGUUCAGAUACACGAUUUUUGAAAUAUUUUGUGGAUCUCCACCCGGAAGGACUACAGGAGUGGGAGAGGUUGAAAAAGUUAUCAUCUGACAAAAUGAAAUGAUCUCAUAAUCAUCAGCAGAGUAGGAUCCUUCGUUCCUCUUUGUCCCAAGACAUACAUGAAGCACAUUUUUCUCAUGUUACAUAUGAAAAAGAAUGAACAUUUUCACUUUUCAGUGGAAAAUAUGUUUUGGUGUUGAUGUCAUUCUUUUGGCAGAUUUUGUGAACUGAUCUGAAAGGAUGUAUAACUGGGUGCACUCUUAGUUUCGUGAAGCAUUUUCCGAAAAAAAAAA